Messenger RNA from Odobenus rosmarus divergens (Pacific walrus), 2080 nucleotides. It is a transcript of the gene PUS10, whose product is annotated as pseudouridylate synthase 10. The coding region runs from base 64 to 1662 and encodes 532 amino acids. Lineage: Eukaryota; Metazoa; Chordata; Mammalia; Carnivora; Odobenidae. The record is from RefSeq and is a predicted model, not a curated record. The transcript is spliced from 18 exons. Gene Ontology annotation, molecular function: pseudouridine synthase activity; RNA binding. Gene Ontology annotation, biological process: tRNA pseudouridine synthesis.
AGCCGUCGAGUCAGAAACAGCUGUCUGACAUAGAAAUCCCCCACACUGUUAUAAUUAUUCAAUAUGUUUCCAUUGACUGAGGAAAACAAGCAUGUGGCCCAGUUGUUGCUCAGUACUGGUACCUGUCCAAGAUGUGUUUACAGAUUCUGUGGUGUGGAUUUUCAUGCACCUUACAAACUUCCCUACAAGGAGUUGCUCAAUGAACUACAGAAAUUUCUGGAAACUGAAAAAGAUGAAUUAAUUUUGGAAGUUCCAAACCCACCUCCUAAGAAAAUUCGACUACAAGAACUAGAAGAUGGGAUUGAUGGGAUUGAUAAUCUGAGUCAAAAUGGAGAGGGAAGGGUCUCCGUUAUUGAAGAUGGUAGCAUUGCUUCCAAGAACUCAAAUUUAAAUGUGUGCAAUGUAUGUCUAGGAAUUCUUCAAGAAUUCUGUGAAAAAGAGUUCAUUAAAAAGGUGUGCCAAAAAGUUGAGGCCUCUGGGUUUGAAUUUACCAACUUGGUAUUUUCAGUCUCCUUUCCACCACAGCUAUCUGUAAGAGAGCAUGCUGCAUGGUUGCUGGUAAAACAGGAAAUGGGAAAACAGAGUCUGUCGCUGGGAAGAAAUGAUAUAGUUCAACUAAAAGAAGCCUACAAAUGGAUAACUCACCCCCUGUUUUCAGAGGAACUGGGUGUUCCCAUUGAUGGAAAGAGCUUGUUUGAAGUGAGUGUGGUGUUUGCUCACCCAGAAACAGUUGAGGAUUGCCACUUCCUACGUGCAAUAUGCCCAGAUUGCUUCAAGCCAGCCAAAAACAAACAGUCAGUGUUCACUAGAAUGGCAGUUAUGAAAGCGUUGAAUAAGAUAAAAGAAGAGGAUUUCCGCAAGCAGUUUCCUUGUCCUCCAAACUCACCAAAGGCUGUAUGCACUGUUCUUGAAAUUGAGUGUGCUCAUGGUGCUGUUUUUGUGGCUGGGAGAUAUAAUAAAUAUUCCAGGAAUUUACCACAGACUCCUUGGAUAAUUGAUGGAGAAAGGAAGCUGGAAUCUUCAGUGGAAGAAUUAAUUUCAGAUCAUCUUUUGGCAGUAUUCAAAGCAGAGAGUUUUAAUUUUUCCUCCUCUGGAAGAGAAGAUGUAGAUGUGAGAACAUUAGGAAAUGGAAGGCCCUUUGCAAUUGAGCUGGUGAAUCCUCAUAGAGUACAUUUCACUUCACAAGAAAUUAAGGAACUUCAGCAGAAAAUUAAUAAUUCGUCUAACAAAAUCCAAGUCCGUGACUUGCAGCUUGUCACAAGAGAGGCAAUAGGACAUAUGAAAGAAGGUGAAGAAGAAAAGACCAAGUCCUAUAGUGCCUUAAUAUGGACAAAUAAAGCCAUACAGAAGAAAGACAUUGAAUUCCUAAAUGGCAUAAAGGACUUAAAGAUCGACCAGAAAACACCUCUGCGGGUCCUUCACCGGAGGCCCCUGGCUGUGAGAACUCGCAUCAUUCACUCCAUGGAGACAUGCUAUGUGGAUGAACAUCAUUUUCACCUCUAUCUGAAGACUCAGGCUGGAACCUACAUUAAAGAGUUUGUACAUGGAGACUUUGGGAGAACCAAGCCGAACAUUGGUUCUCUAAUGAAUGUGACUGCAGACAUUCUUGAGCUGGAUGUUGAGUCUGUAGAUGUUGACUGGCCCCCUGCUCUGGAUGACUAGCUUUCAACUGGACACACAGAGUAGGGUUUUCAUGGCAUGAUGUGGACCUCCAUUCAGCAUACACUGUAUAAUGGCUGUUUACUCACCAUUACAGUGUCUUGGAAACCAUUUGGAUCACGUUGAUCUAUGUAUUUUAAAAUUUGUUGUAACAUCUCAGGAUCUAUGUAUGUGUAUAUUUUGUGUUAAAUGUUCUAAGGAUGUCAUGAUUUUUCUUGUUCCCUCUCCAACCCCUACAUGCCAGACUAUGAAUAAUGAAAACAUUCUCUUAAUUCUUUCAUUUAGAGAAGUACACAAACAGGAUACAUUCUGAUAAUCUGAGAAGCUAUAAUUUCUUUCAGCAAAAUUUCCCUCCACAAGACAUACUACCUUCAAAAUCAUGUUCUAAAUUUUAAAAAUGAUCUUGGUAAGUUAUAUCUAG